UCAUUCUCAGCCGUCCAUUCCGGUGAAAAGAAAACCCUAUACUAUAUGCCGUUUAGAAUCGAAUUCCGCAUUCCAACUCCUAAAAGAAAGGCGGAGGCUUUUUUGUCCCUUUCUCAUUCUCACUUUCUCGGAAAAUCUCCUCCCAUUUUCUAUCUGCAAAUUUAACAAAGCUCCUUUAAGUUUUAAGGCGUUGCACAUGGCGGAUGAGACGACGAUCGCGAACGGUGUCGCUUCAGAGAAUGACGAUCAGACGGCUGAGAGCUUCUACGAUGUUGAUCAGCGUGAGAACGAAGCCAAGCUGAAGCGAAAGAUCGAAGCCUUAGAGAAGGAGAGAUUCUCCCUGGACAAUGAAAACAAAGAAAUCAAAGAUCAGAUGCUGCAAUUGACGGCGGAGAUCGAAUCACUGAGAUCCGGAGAGUCCGAGCUGAAACUCAGGCUGGAAGCAAUAGGGAAAGAGAUGGAGCAGUCGGAGGAGGGGAAGAGAGCGUUGGAAUCCAUUGCUAACAGAGCUGUGCAACUCGAGACAGAGGUCUCCAGGCUCCAACAUGACUUGAUUACAUCGAUGAGCGAAGGUGAGGAGGCGAAUGCUGAAAUUUCUGAGCUGAAGAGGGUACUGGGAGAAAAGGAAGUGAAGCUUGAGGAGUUGAAGAAAGAGAAAAUGGAGACAGAAAAGAAAGUUAGGGAACUGGAGAGAAAGAUUGGGGUUUUGGAAGUGAAAGAAAUCGAGGAAAGGAGUAAGAGAGUAAGGAUUGAGGAGGAAAUGAGAGAGAGAUUAAGUGAAAAAGAGAAAGAGAUAUUUCAGUACAAGGAUAGAUUCCUGGAACUGGAGAAGGAGGUGGCAGAGAAGGAGAAGAAAUUGAGGGCCUCGGAGGAGAAGGUGAGGGAAAUGGAAGAGAAGAUGGUGGAGCUACAGAAGGAGGUGGAGGAAGCAGAAAAGGUGAUUGGUGGAGUGAAGGAGAGGACUGUAGAUGCAAUUAAUGGCAUUCAAGUUGAGGGCAUAGAUAAGUGGUCUAAUGGGCUGAAGAUGCCGUGGCCGGUACUGGCUGUGGGUUCAACAGGUGCUAUCGCUGCCGCAGCUGCUGUGGUUUAUGUUUGCUAUGCUAGGCGGACGUAAUUGAGAGGUUAGGGUUUGUUCAAUACCCAAAUAAAAAACAAAAGAAAAAGAAUAUAUUUCAAUUUUGUUAGGUGGGAUGUCAUUUUGCUUGGCCUUGUUUUUCAGCUUAUUAAUGGUCGUGCCGUCGUGGUUUACACUAAUUUCUGGCGUGUUUCUGAAGUUUAAUGGCUUGAUUUUUUUUGGGAGUACUAAAUUAUUCAAUAUACUUUAGAGGAGUUACUUGACAUCGGUUUAGUUGCAGCUAUUAGGUGCCAUUGACAUUUUCUGUCAGUAGGGGUACUUUAUCUGCCUUAAUAUUUGUCUUUGUGGGUGUCCUUUUUAGUUUUUAUUAUGAACUUAGUUAAGAUAUAGUUAGAUGCUGGAAACUGAUAGCAUAUAAAGAAUGAUAGAACUCUGUUUCCAAAUGAGUGGUUUAUUUUGUAGUGAUAUAGUGAUCCUUGAUUGCUUGUUGAACACGAACCAUGUCAAUUGCAUAGAACGCUAUUUGAUGGAAUAAAAGCGUAUAUUAUUUCA
This is a messenger RNA of Hevea brasiliensis (rubber tree), 1627 nucleotides long. Its product is annotated as peroxisomal and mitochondrial division factor 2. The record is from RefSeq and is a predicted model, not a curated record. The coding region runs from base 197 to 1114 and encodes 305 amino acids. The transcript is spliced from 2 exons. NCBI's taxonomy places the organism in Eukaryota, Viridiplantae, Streptophyta, Magnoliopsida, Malpighiales, Euphorbiaceae.